UGGUGCAGUUGAGCUUGUGUAGCAGGGAGGGGGCUGAUUACUGGAGGGCUGACCUCCCUCCCUCCCCUCCCCUCCCCUCAAUCCUUCCCUCCCUCUGCAUUUCUGACAUUCCAGCAGAUGCGAGUGCAGUCACUGGCCGCAGGUUAAACCAUGGUGAUCAAAGUCUUCAUCGCCUCUUCCUCCGGCUCCAAAUCGAUCAAGAAGCAACAACAGGAGGUGGUCGACUAUCUCCAGGCCAACAAGAUCGACUUUGAACGAUGCGACAUCGCCGUCAACGACGGCAACAGGAUGUUCAUGAGGGAGAAUGUUCCGGAGAAGUGCCGGCCUGUGAGUGGGGUCCCACUCCCACCCCAGAUCUUCAACAACGACCACUACUGUGGGAACUUUGAGGCAUUUUUCGACGCCCGAGAGAACAACGCUGUCUACGCAUUCCUGGGACUGACGGCUCCACCCGGUUCAAAGGAGGCAGAAGCGCUUGCAAAACGGGAUGUAUGAAGCUCAGUCUCCUGCACUCCAAAGUUAUUAAAGAAAAACAGACCAUCCGAUAUACUUUGCCACUGAGAAGAAUUCCAGAGAGGCUGUCUGUCUGUGGAUGGCCCUCUCAGUUAGUUACAAUAUCCCAGUUCUCUUCCUUAAUAACCCGCAACUGGGCGAACACAAACCACCAAGACAUGUUCAUGAAUAUUUUUCAUUGCCUUAUUUUUCUACCUGGUCAUCCGAUCUUAUUUAUGAGGGCGGGCCAGCUGUUACCAGAAAGGUAAUGGAUUGGAUAAAAUUCUUAACCCAGUUUUUGUUUCUGACUUUCUGCUCAGUUUGAUAUUCUUCACACUUCAAUCUCGUCACAAUGAAGAGUUUGUGCCUCAGUCUUCAUGCUGACUCAUCGCACUGCGUUGCUGUUCCGUCAACGUCUGAGUCAAUUUUAUUCGUCACAUGCAUCCGAAGGUGCAGUGAAAUGAAUUUGCCAGCAGCGAUACACUUAAAAAGAACACACACAGUACACAAUAGAAUUUAACACAAACAUCUACCACAGCAUUCUUCACUGUGGGGGAAGGCAACAAAGUUCAGCCAGGCUUCCUCCUUUGGUCAUCCGUGGUCGGGGGCAUAAACCCUCCGUAGUCGCCGCUACGGACGGCCCGAUGUACAGGCCCUCUCGUCGGGAUGGUCGAAACUCUGACGUCUGGACGGUCAAACACACUCCGCGGCUUGGAGUGCCCGAAUCGGCACUUUCCUACCGGAGACCGCGGCUUCAGGAUGUUAUAGGCUGCGGGCCGGCAAUCGGAGCUCUUCUCCGGCGAUCAUAGUCUUAAUCAUCGUCUGUCAAAAAUAUUGAUCACAUUUUAAAGGCGCUCGUUGCAUUCCUUUAUCUAGUCCAGAAUACAGUCUGAACCAAAGAAAAAAACCCACUCAUUUUAUCAUGACCAAGAUGCCCCAUCUACACUGGUCCCACCUGUCCGCGUGUGGCCCAUAUGCAUUUAAACCAGGAGUUGUCAACUUUUUUUGCCCCGUUUUCCCCUGGCAGCUUUAAUAGCACAUUACAAUGUUAUUUCACUUAUUUAUGAACAAUUAAUGAUGAACAGAUACUGGUAUACUAGAACCAAACACAGUCAGUCAAUGAGAAAAACUAUGCACAAAUCCAGCAUCACUAAAUUUACGAAAUUUACCCCAGGCUGGGAACCCUUGCUGUAAACCUUUCCUAUCAAUGUACAUGUCUAAAUGCCUAUUAAUGGCCCUUUAUUGUUCUUUUACCUGCUUCAACUACCUCCUCUGGCAGCUCGUUCCACGCACCCACCACCUUUUGUGUGAAAAAGUUGCCCCUCAGGUUCCUAUUAAAUCUUUCCCCUCUCACCUUAAACCCUAUGCCCCCUGGUUCUUGAUUCCCCUACUCUGGGUGAAAGACUGUGUGCAAUAAUUCCAUCUAUGUUGUUCUGUUCAUUACUUAUACAGUUCCAUUCCUCUCAACACCAUUCUCCUGCCUUCUCCCCGCAACCUCUGACACCCUGAAGAAUCUGCCAAUCUCUUUAAAAGACACCCACUGACUUGGCCUCCACCACAGUCUGUGCCAAUGAAUUCCACAGAUUCACAACCUUAUGACUGAAGGAAUUCCUCCUCAUCUCCAAUCCUAAAGGUUCAUAAGUUCUAGGAGCAGAAUUAGGCCAUUCGGCCCAUCAAGUCUACUCCGCCAGUCAAUCAUGGCUGAUCUAUCUUUCCCUCUCAACCCCAUUCUCCUGCCUUCUCCCCAUAACCCCUGACACCCGCACUAAUCAAGGAUCUAUCAAUCUCCUUCUAAAAAAUACCCAUUGACUUGGCCUCCACAGCCGUCUGUGGCAAUGAAUUCCACAGAUUCACCACCCUCUGACUAGAGAAAUUUCUCAUCCCCAUCCUAAAGGAACGUCCUUUAAUUCUGAGGCCGUGACCUCUGGCCCUGGACUUUCACCCUCUGCACAUCCACCACUCUAUCUUGCAACGUGUUGGAUUCUAGACCAAUCUCCAGGGAAAUAAAUCUUGUAAAGUCAAUCAUUGUGUCUGAUUUUCGUAUUUACUGUGUUACAAUCGUGUACGCUUAUGAAAAUUAAAAAUAAAUAUUACAUUUGAUGCAGA
Messenger RNA from Amblyraja radiata (thorny skate), 2598 nucleotides. It is a transcript of the gene sh3bgrl, whose product is annotated as SH3 domain binding glutamate-rich protein like. The transcript is spliced from 4 exons. Gene Ontology annotation, cellular component: cytoplasm. The record is from RefSeq and is a predicted model, not a curated record. Lineage: Eukaryota; Metazoa; Chordata; Chondrichthyes; Rajiformes; Rajidae. Bases 151 to 495 code for a protein of 114 amino acids.